Colletotrichum paranaense is the source of this 231-nucleotide messenger RNA. RefSeq lists its product as uncharacterized. Lineage: Eukaryota; Fungi; Ascomycota; Sordariomycetes; Glomerellales; Glomerellaceae. Bases 1 to 231 code for a protein of 76 amino acids. The transcript has a single exon. The record is from RefSeq and is a predicted model, not a curated record.
AUGUUUCGGACUUUGACAUACUGUUUACUUAGCUCUCUCGGCAUCGGCGCAAAGCCCGAAGUUGAGAUGGGGCGCGCGCACCCGCAUCCGCACACUGUUCAUUCCAUCUUGUCUAGAGUUCGCUUGCUUGUUUGCCGUGUUGGAGUUCUUCCAGAUACCGGUUUUUCUGGUUGGCUCUGCUUUUUCCUUCUGCCCUGCCCGCCACCGGCUACAUCGGCCGGGGUUGGAUGA